Jaculus jaculus (lesser Egyptian jerboa) is the source of this 1644-nucleotide messenger RNA. It is a transcript of the gene A1bg, whose product is annotated as alpha-1-B glycoprotein. Bases 32 to 1552 code for a protein of 506 amino acids. Lineage: Eukaryota; Metazoa; Chordata; Mammalia; Rodentia; Dipodidae. The record is from RefSeq and is a predicted model, not a curated record. Gene Ontology annotation, cellular component: plasma membrane. The transcript has 8 exons.
CAGACAUGCUAGAUAGAGUGAGGUUCAUACAAUGUCUCCACUGGUGGUCUUCCUACUGCUCUGGGGUGUCACCUUGGGCCCAGCAACUGAGGCAAGCACAGCAAUUAAGACCCAACCCAGCCUGUGGGCAAAGGCCGAGUCACUGCUAGAACCUUGGGCCAACGUGACAUUGAUAUGCCAGACACCACUGGAAAGCCUGGACUUCCAGCUGCUCAAGGAUGGGGGGGUCCAGGAGCUUGCACACGUUGCCAUGCCUACCACCAAGUACCAGUUCCCGCUGGGCGCAGUGACAAGUGACAGCAAGGGCCUCUACCGCUGCCGAACAACCUUGCAGUCUCCUGACACGUGGACAGAGCUCAGCGAUCUCUUGGAAGUGACGGGCACAGAACCCUUGCCCCCACCUUCGCUCUCCCCGGAGCCAGUGUCCUGGAUCACACCAGGCCUGAACACAGCACUGCUAUGCCAAGCAGGACUCCAGGGGGUGACGUUCCUGCUGAAGAGGGAAGGCAAGGAUGAUUUUCUGCAAGUAGCAGAGGCGGGAGAGGGCAGACAGGCCGCCUUCCCGAUCUCUCAGCCCGGGAACUACAGCUGCAGCUACCGGACUGCAGCGGCAGGCAGCUCCUCAGAGCCCAGCCCCGCUGUGCGCGUCCAGGAGCACGCUGCGCCUCCCAAGCCCGUGCUCACUUUCCGGGGAUUUUUUCCGGAGAUUCUGCCCCCCAAAGCCCCCAAUUCCCUGCUCUGCUUGGCGCCCCUGAGCAGUGGUUUGGAAUUCCAGCUGAGGCGAGGCGAGGAGGUGCUAAAGGUCCACAUGAGCAGCACCAGCCCGGACCGAGUCAUGUUUGACAUGAACUUGGAGGACCUGGGGGACCAUGGUCCCUUCACCUGCCGCUACCGACUGAGCAGCAAGGGAGCCGCCUGGUCCUCUGACAGCUCGCCCCUGGAGAUAAUGUGGAGCGACAGAACGCUGCCUGCUCCGGUGCUCACCGCAGCGCCCACCGGCCCUCACCCUGAGCCUGGCUCCACGGUGCAGCUGCGGUGCACCGCGGCCCGCGCAGGUCUGCGCUUCGCCCUGCAGCGCCUCGCGCCCCGGGAAGCCCGCCUGCUCCAGCUGCAGAGUCCCACGGGGACCCAGGCCGUCUUCACGCUGCGCGACGUCUCGGUGGCAGACUCGGCCAACUACAGCUGCGUGUACAUGGAACGGGCGCGGCCCUAUGCGGGCUCCUUGCCCAGCGCGCCCCUGGAGCUCCGCGUGCAUGGGCCAGCACCCAGGCCGCAGCUCCAGGCGCUGUGGACGGGGCCUGUUCCUGCGGGCCGAGAUGCAGUCCUGCGCUGUGAGGGCCCUGUGCCCGACGUCACCUUCGAGCUGCUGCGGGAGGGCGAGAAGGAGCCCUCUGUGCGGCGCAGCACGCCCAGCAACUCCACCCUCCUAGUGCUGGCCUUCGUGGGGCCCCAGCACGCUGGAAAGUACAGCUGCCGCUACAGCUCUGCCCGGCGCGGAGCCUUCCAGUCCGAGCUCAGCCGCCCAGCCGAGCUCCUCGUGCGCGGAAACUGAGGCAGCGGUGGGCCCAGCCCUCAGCAGUCUUGGUGGAGAAGACUGGACGUACUGACGGCCUUCCGUCCCCCUGCUGCAAGAGGCCGCUCCCU